CUAUGCUGGCACCUGAUUGGUCGAGCCUCCCAGUCUCUGACGUCAGGCAGCCUCUCUUGUGGAUGAGACCGCGCGCAAGAGCAUCCAUUCUGCCUCCCAUGAGCGCUCCGAAAAGAUUGAAGAAGAAGAGAUGCGAGAAACGGCAAGUGAGAGUUUGGCGCAACUUUGAUGAAGACAGAAGCAGCACGGAGCGUUGUCAAACACUGGGACUGUCCUCUUUAAUUAAACUGGUACCCAGCAUCAGUGCAGACACCAUCACCACAUCUCCAUCCUUUGGAUCUUACAAGAGGAGAGAGCACAUCUGUUUCCCGGAAAGGAAAUCGCGGUUUAUAAGGUUGUGUUUGUGUGCCUGCUGAUCAGCCAUGAGCCUCAACGCCUCAGAGCUGGGCUGGGAUGAGUCCUCAGGUGCAGACCCCUUCUUCCCUCUGGACCAACUGGAUAGCACAUCUCCAUAUCAAGUCCCGCCCCUCACAGUGUGGGGUGUCGCCCUGUGUGUUUCAGGAACUCUGAUUGCCACUGAAAAUGCAAUAGUUGUCACCACCAUCUUGGCCACCCCAUCUCUUCGUGCCCCUGUUUUCCUGCUGCUGGCUAGCCUCGGAAUGGCCGAUCUCUUGGCAGGUGUUGCUUUGGUCCUGCACUUCCUCUUUCUCUUCUGUGUGGAGCCAAGUGAUUGGUCAGAAUUGUUAACCUCAGGACUGUUGGUAACAUCCCUGAUUGCCUCACUCUGUAGCCUGAUGGGUGUUGCUUUGGACAGAUACCUGUCUUUAAGCCACGCCCUCACCUAUGGUUCAAGCCAAUCACGACACAGAGCCGCCAUCCUCCUGCUGCUGGUCUGGUUGGGUGCAUGUAUCAUUGGGGCCGGACCUGCAAUGGGAUGGCACUGUCUGGGAGAGCCAAAUUCCUGUUCUGUAGCACGACCUCUGACCCGGACAUACCUAUCUCUGCUGUGUGGUGGCUUCCUCGUGGUUGUUAUGGUAACCCUGCAGUUGUAUGCUGGGAUCUGCCGUGUGGCAAGGAGGCAUGCACAUGCCAUCGCUACCCAGAGGCAUUUUCUCCCUGCCAACCAAUCAUAUGCAAGCAAGCACAGCAGCGGUAGGGGCUUCUCUCGCCUGAUCCUGGUGCUCAGUGUGUUUGUGGGCUGCUGGAUGCCUUUUUCCCUCUGGGGACUGCUGGGAGACGCGUCCAGCCCUCCUCUGUACACCUAUGCCACCCUGGUGCCAGCAGCAGGCAGCUCACUGCUGAACCCAAUACUCUACAGUCUGAGAAACAAAGACAUUCGCAAGGUGCUGCUCCAGGCCUGCUGCCCACACAGAUACACACAGAACACACACACACACUACCCUGUCGACGUGUAGACUGCCAAACUUCGCCAGACUCAAACCACCACAAAACCUAUGCC
Molecule: messenger RNA, 1399 nt
Organism: Larimichthys crocea (large yellow croaker)
Lineage: Eukaryota; Metazoa; Chordata; Actinopteri; Sciaenidae
Gene: gpr3
Product: G protein-coupled receptor 3
Exons: 2
Coding region: 363-1355 (330 amino acids)
Biological process (GO): G protein-coupled receptor signaling pathway
Cellular component (GO): membrane
Molecular function (GO): G protein-coupled receptor activity
Source: RefSeq, a predicted model, not a curated record